UUUUCUGGUUUUAUUUUUCCUUGCUGUGAGCGGUGCAUUUCAUCACGCUAAUCAGCAUGGGAUCCUUGGUUUGAGAUUAGCUCCAUAUCGAUGCUAGAGCUGGAAUUUAAUCGAGCCGAGUGUAGUGGAGGUGAAACUUCCUCAACUCAUCGUUCUAGACGCCCAAGCCUUCCCUCUUUACAAAUUCCACCAAGAUCUGUAGAGAAUACUCAAAUUAACUCAGCAAAGAUAAAUAUUCCUUCUUCAAUAACACCUAAUUCAACAAGACCGGGGUUGCCACCCAGGCCUUCUUCAUCAAGGCCGAAACCAGUGGUGAGAAAUCUUCUUCCCCAAUGGAGUCUUAAGACUAAGAAUUCCACUCUAGAAGGUGACAAAGCAAAUUUGCUCUCACCAUCGCCCCCAUCAGCACCAUCACAGGGGCAACAGGAUAAAAGUUCUAUAGCAAGGGCAUUCUCUUUAACCAAGGUAUUGUCUUCCAUAUCGCUAAAAGGAACACUCUCAUUACCGGCAACACCUGUUGGAAAUUCAGGAUCAGAGUCUUCACAGGAAAGACAUGUGAUUGAUUCCUGCUCCAGAUAAACCACUAUCCCGGAAACAUAUUACGCGGUCACUUUCAGUGCCAGCGAAUGCCAAGGUUAGGAUUUUACGAAGAGCGGAUUCAUUAGGUUUGAUACGUGUGAUCCCAACACCUCGUCCCGUUGUUGUUGAUAAUGCUAUGGAAAGUGAAAUUAUUGAAGCUGGUCAUGCUGAUGAUGAAGGUGAAGAUAUUCCUGAAGAAGAGGCUGUUUGCAGGAUAUGCUUAUGUGAGCUUGGGGAAGGAGGGGAAACUUUUAAGAUGGAGUGUAGCUGCAAAGGAGAACUUGCACUUGCUCACAAAGAAUGUACAAUAAAAUGGUUCAGCAUCAAGGGAAAUAAGACCUGUGAUGUCUGCAAGCAAGAAGUGGAAAAUCUUCCUGUAACAUUACUGAGAUUGCAAAAUCAUCAGACUGCUAAUAGAAGGGCAUCAAAUACUUUUCAAGAAAGAGAACCUUCUCGUUACAGGAUCUGGCAGGACAUUCCUGUUCUUGUCAUGGUCAGCAUGCUUGCAUACUUCUGCUUUUUGGAGCAACUUUUGGUUGGUGAUAUGGGCUCACGUGCUCUUGCAGUAUCUCUUCCAUUCUCUUGUGUGUUGGGUCUACUCUCAUCCAUGAUAGCUUCCACAAUGGUCAGCAAGGGCUACAUCUGGUCUUAUGCUUCCUUCCAGUUUGCCACUGUUAUCCUCUUUGCUCAUAUUUUUUACAAACUGCUUAAAGUUGCUGCUGUGCUCUCCGUACUACUUUCAUCAUUCACUGGAUUUGGGAUUGCAAUCAGUACAAGUUCUUUGCUUGUGGAAUAUUUAAGAUGGCAAGCUAGGAGAAAUCAUAGAUUGACACAACAGCAGAAUAAUCAUGCUCAACAGCAAUCAAAUACAGACAAUGUUAACAUUGAAUCGGAACAUGCAGAAAAUAAUCAGCAGCAAGAAGCUGUGAGCCAGAACCAGAAUACGAGUUCUUCACUUCAUAACUGAACUUCUGAAACUGUUUUCAGCUAUGGAUAUUGGCUACCGGCCAACAACAAUGUACGGGGUGAAGCUUUGUUAUAGUCUAGUCUCUAUACUGUCAUUGAGGCAGCUGAGGAAGCUGCUGUGGGCAGAUACAUGAUAUUGAAAUAAACUUUAACUGGCAGGCCUUCUGGUAGGAUUUGUAAAGGGUCAGUGGUGUGCAAAGCAUGUAAAUUCUUAGCCAAGUUUGUAUGCUCACUAUGGUUAAACAUGUAAUUCCUUCGUGAGAAAACGCUUUUUUUUUUUUUUUUGGUUUAAUUUUAUGUGCAAUGUAUAAUUAAUGUCAGUUUUGAAGUAUUCUCUCUUAGCUAUA
Molecule: messenger RNA, 1892 nt
Organism: Phalaenopsis equestris
Lineage: Eukaryota; Viridiplantae; Streptophyta; Magnoliopsida; Asparagales; Orchidaceae
Product: E3 ubiquitin-protein ligase MARCH6-like
Exons: 9
Coding region: 716-1546 (276 amino acids)
Molecular function (GO): zinc ion binding
Source: RefSeq, a predicted model, not a curated record